Molecule: messenger RNA, 3409 nt
Organism: Portunus trituberculatus (swimming crab)
Lineage: Eukaryota; Metazoa; Arthropoda; Malacostraca; Decapoda; Portunidae
Product: transcriptional adapter 1-like
Exons: 10
Coding region: 670-1821 (383 amino acids)
Biological process (GO): regulation of transcription by RNA polymerase II
Cellular component (GO): SAGA complex
Molecular function (GO): transcription coactivator activity
Source: RefSeq, a predicted model, not a curated record
AUAGCGAGAGCAUUGGUAGGGGAGGCUGGGUGGCCCUGCGGUCGGGAGGACAUCGGGAGGAUGGCUGGGGUGUUUUGGUCUGCUAUGGCCAGUCUUGCCAAACGCAUACAUACAUACACUCACACAUAUACGGUAGUGCCCAUGCAGUGCCCAUAUUCCCGACAGCAGUUUCUUCGUGGCCGAGCUUCACCAGAGAGGCGGGACAAAGGUCCCUGCAAACAAGAGACAGGCCAGGCGUCAGGCAGUCAGUGCGUGUGUCUGAGUGUCUGAGAGGUCGCGGUGAAGGAGUAAACACACACGCCCUGCCUGUCUCUUGGAUAUAAUUACCCUGCUUGGCGUCCUGGAUACAGUGACAGCAGUGAUAGGAAAGCAAGGAAGAGGAGAAGGACUUAAAAUUAAUCCCAUGUAAGUGAAGCAGGUAAGUCCUUCGUCCCGGCAGUGACAGGCUGACAGCGCCACACGCCUUCCCGCUGCCGUGUGCCGCUAUUGCAACCCAAAAGCAAUGCGUGUGAUUAGUAGAACACGGGGAAUAGCACACAAGUUCCAUAAGUGAUGCCUUCAUUCUGGAGUAGAGCGAGAGCAUCUUGAAUUAUCUGCACCACUCGUUAGCACCUCCCUGGCCAGUGUCUCCUCCACACCGCUGAGGGGAGGGAAGGCCAGCAGGACACAAUGACGUCCACAUCCUCAUCAGACCACAUCAACGCCACCAGGAAGCGGCUGGAAGAAGCGCUGGGUCCGGAAAAGAAAGCCAAGUACUUCUACUACAUGAAGCAAUGGUUCAGGAUGCGGAUGACCAAGGAAGAGUUUGACACCAGCGCACGGGACCUUCUUGCCCUCAACUCCGUCCACCUGCACAAUGACUUCCUCCUGGCCAUCUUUGCCAAGUGCCAGCUGUUCUUCACCUCCUCCUCCUCCUCCACCUCUUCCUCCUCUACCUCUACAGUCUCCCGCACUGACUCCCACCAUCGCCAUGAUGACCAGCAAAGGGUUGAUGCCAGCAGUGGAGUGGGAGGCUGGGACCACUCACUCUCCACCAACCUGCACUCCACGCCACCGGUGGACCGCAAGAAGCUCAAAGCAAAGAAGAAAAACAAGUUGUCCAGACCGACCUUUGAUGGCAACUUUGAGGCAGUCAGCGUGCACAGCGCAGCCUCCACUGCCACACUGCAUGAGCCACAGGCCAUCAUGGAUGCUGGGGCCGGCUACAUGUCCCGUUCCAUGUGCCUGUUGGACACUGGGCCACUCAAGGGCCGCCUGCUGCUGGCCGCCUGGGACCACGGCAUCACUCAGGUGGCAGACAAUGUGGCCACCAUGCUGCAGGAGGCUACUCAGCAAUGCCUGAAGAACAUCCUGAUAGCUGUGAUCAGGCGGCGGCGAGGGUACCGCCUCAGGGAAGGCUGCUUUGUCCACUCCCUGGGCACCACACCCCCCAACCCUUGGCUCAGGAACACUGCAUCACUCUCCGACUGGACGUCUGAGAGCCUGGGUCUGCCAGUGAGUGAGGGCGGUGAUGCAGGGGAGCGUCCCGUGUGGCCCACCGUGGACCUGGCAGAACAGAACGCUGCUCAUCUGGCUUCCUGCGCCCCACAGGUGGAGCAUCCCCUUCCUCCCAUCAGCUGCAGAGACCUCUUUGAGACUCUCCAGGUGCACAAGAGUGUAGUGCCGUGCCACUCAGCAUACAUCCUGGGCAUGGAGAGGAUAUCGUCUCGGCUGUGGCACCCUAGCUGGGGGGAGGUGGAGCAAGAGGCCAUGGCAGCACAGGAGGCUUCCCUCAGGGACACUCUCAAGGAACACAGACUGGCUGCCAAUCCUGUCAACUGACCUCAUCCUUGGGCUUAUGUCAGGUUCCUCUUUGUUAAUGAUGCAAGAUCACACUACAGUCAAGAAAGGUGAGGCAGGAAUGACAACACAACACACACCUCACCAAACCUUCGCAAGUGUUGCAGAGAUAAAGAGAAGAGAAAUGUAUUGUAAACUGAUUCCUGCAUGAAUGAUUAGUCAGGCUUUGCACUUCCCACCCAUACAGACUCAAUAGAUGGACUUGUAUUCAAUCAGUAUGGAUGGAGGGUGUCUGUAGAAAUGAUUUGUCUUAGCUACACUCAUUCUACAAAUGUAUCUGGUGUUUGGACAUAGGGAGGCAGUGAAUCUCUUAUCAGCCAUAUUAGGAGGAACUAAUAUCUCAGUACCCAUGCCAUUAAGUGUCUAUCUAGUCCUCCUGUCCUCAGUCAGGGGUUUAGGAGUGCAGCAGCUGAUUUCUUGCCUUCAGUCUUCAUUUAUCUCAUAGGUAUUGUCCUCCUUGCCGAGAUGUGUCUUGCUUGAUCCAAAGUGUGCAGAAAGCCUAAGGGGCUGAUUCUGUAAGUCAGUCAGUCAGUCAGUCUCUCUCUCUCUCUCUCUCUCUCUCUCUCUCUCUCUCUCUCUCUCUCUCUCUCUCUCUCUCUCUCUCUCUCUCUCUCUCUCUCUCUCUCUCUCUCUCUCUCUCUCUCUCUCUCUCUCUGGCCACAGACCCACAGGAUGUCCCCCCCACAGUCACGCAACAAACCCCCUCACCACACAAUAUUGCCUCAUCAUCAUAUCUUGUCACCACACCCCCCUCACCAUACAAUAUUGCAUCAUCAUAUCUUGUCACCACACAGUCAUUCACCACAGCCCCUCACCACACAAUAUUGCCUCAUCAUCAUAUCCUGUCACCACACUCAUUUGCCACACAAUAUUGCCUACCUUUAUCAUAUCCUGUCACCACACAGUCCCUCAACACACAAUAUUGUCUCAUCACAUGCUCUCACCACACAUUACUGCCUCAUCAUCACAUCUUAUCAUCACACCCCCUUACUAAACAAUAUUGCAUCACCACAGUCAUUCACCACAUCCCUUCACUAAACAAUAUUGCAUCAACACUCAUUCACCACACCCCUUCACUAAACAAUAUUGCCUCAUCACCACACAUCUUCCAACAAGUUUACAAAAACCACAUGUGACAAUAAAUAAAAUUAUGAGUAACAAAUUUGUGUUUAGAUGAGAAACCUAGAGAGAGAGAGAGAGAGAGAGAGAGAGAGAGAGAGAGAGAGAGAGAGAGAGAGAGAGAGAGAGAGAGAGAGAGAGCCGUGGUACAGUGGAACCAUGCGUACUUUGGGGUCUGAGGGGUCUCCAAGUGCACGGGUUUGAAUUCUGUCCAGUGUUCACCAGCCACCAGAUCCACCACUACUUAACAAUCCUUCAUGACAGGGAGUUCAACAUUUACAUUUGGACAAAGAUAACAUGGAGGGACCAGAGGAACAAAGGCAAAAAUAAAGCUGGCUGUGUCAAAAACCACAUGUGACAAUAAAUAAAAUUAUAUGAGUAACAAAUUUGUGUUUAGAUGAGAAACCUAUUCAGAGAGAGAGAGAGAGAGAGAGAGAGAGAGAGAGAGAGA